GUACUCCCCCAAUCAAUCUUCUCUUUCUCAUCUCUCUCUCUAUGUUCAAAUCCGUUGACCAAAAUCAAGCCCUAAAAUUUUCAAUUUCAAAUCUUCAAAAUAGAAAAAGAUUUCAAUCUGAUUGUGAUUCACAACUUCAAGAUCUGUUCAAUCAAACCUUCAGAUUUCAUAAAGAUCUGGUUGAAUCUGGGCGAUAAAUUGAUAACCCCAUCUGUAAAAAUUGAAUAUUUUGUACUAAUAAUAUGUCUAUUGUAUUACCAAAAGAAGAUUCUGUUGUAAUUAGAGAGGUCUGGAAUGGUAAUCUUGAAGAAGAAUUUGCUUUAAUUAGAGAGAUUGUUGAUGAUUACCCAUAUAUUGCAAUGGAUACGGAGUUCCCUGGUGUUGUUCUUCGCCCGUUAGCGCAAUUUAAGAAUAUCAAUGACUAUAAUUAUGUAACUUUGAAGGAUAAUGUUGAUAUGUUGAAGUUGAUUCAAUUGGGUCUCACUUUUUCUGAUGAAAAUGGGAAUUUACCAACAUGCGGCUCCGAUAAGCCGUGCAUCUGGCAGUUUAAUUUCCGUGAGUUUAAUGUGAAUGAAGAUAUCUUUGCUAAUGAUUCCAUUGAGAUGUUAAGACAGUGUGGGAUUGAUUUUAAGAAGAAUAGUGAAUUGGGUAUUGAUGCAAAUCGGUUUGGAGAGCUUUUGAUGUCUUCUGGUGUUGUUUUGAAUGAUAAUAUCUGUUGGGUCACUUUUCAUAGUGGGUAUGAUUUCGGAUACUUGCUUAAGCUGUUGACUCGUAGGGAGUUGCCUAAGUCUCAAUCAGGGUUCUUUGAUCUGAUCAAGAUUUAUUUCCCGGUUGUUUAUGAUAUCAAACAUUUGAUGAGGUUUUGUAAUCAUCUUCAUGGUGGUUUGAAUAAGCUUGCAGAGAUAUUGGAAGUUCAACGAAUCGGUGUUUGUCAUCAAGCGGGAUCAGAUAGUUUGUUGACCUCUCAUGCUUUUAAGAAGCUGAAAGAAGGUUAUUUUAAUGGGAGCACAGAAAAGUAUGCUGGUGUGUUGUAUGGUUUAGGGGUUGAAGAUGGUGAAAAAUAAGUAGGAAGUGUAAUUUGUGAGGUUUAAGCUUGUUUGAUUUAGUAUGUAUUCGUGUUUAAAUCUUGUGUACACAAUCGGCAAAAGAGUUUUCUUGCCUGUUUGAUGGUCUUUUUUUUUCAGAUCUUUUUAUGUAACCAAAUACCUCAAGGGUCUUGUAGUUUGAGUACUGUAAAUUAUUACAGUUAGUGUUUUAAUAACAAUCUUAACUUUUCACUU
Erigeron canadensis is the source of this 1280-nucleotide messenger RNA. RefSeq names its product probable CCR4-associated factor 1 homolog 10. The transcript has 2 exons. Gene Ontology annotation, molecular function: poly(A)-specific ribonuclease activity; nucleic acid binding. The record is from RefSeq and is a predicted model, not a curated record. Lineage: Eukaryota; Viridiplantae; Streptophyta; Magnoliopsida; Asterales; Asteraceae. Gene Ontology annotation, cellular component: CCR4-NOT core complex; P-body; CCR4-NOT complex. The coding region runs from base 243 to 1064 and encodes 273 amino acids.